CUUGGAAUGCCAGCACCUUUUAUUAUACAUACGAGUAAUGGACAUAAGAUAUAUCAUGUGAACAAUAACACUUCACAAGAGAAGCCAGACUGGUUCAAAAAUGCUUCUGAGAAAAAGCGUAAAAGAGAACAAGUCCGACGAGGAGGAGUUGAAAUUUUACAAGACUUUGAGUUUCCUACUUUUUGUUCUAAAGUAAAGCAAUCUUUAGAUGGUAACUAUAUUGUUGCCAUUGGUGGUUAUCCUCCCCAAGUGAAGGUUUAUGAUGUUCAUCAAGUCUCUCUAAAGUUCGAACGCCAUCUGGAUUAUGAUAUGAUAGACUUUCAAAUUCUUGAGGAAGAUUGGAAAAAGCUAGUUUUUCUUUGUACAGACAGAAGAUUAGAGUUUCAUUCCCAAUAUGGCUCUUAUUAUCGUGCUCGUAUACCUAGAAAUGGAAGAGAUUUGAUGAUUGACCGACAUACGGCGGAUUUACAUAUAGUAACGAGUGGCCCAGAAGUAUAUCGAUUCAAUUUAGACCGUGGACAGUUUAUGUCUCCGUGGGAGACUUCACUAAGUGAAGGUAUUCAAGUAUGUGGAUUGAAUCCAGUUUAUUCUAUGAUGGCAUACGGAGGAGAAGAUGGUUGUUUGGAAAUUUGGGAUCCUCGUUGUCGAGAGAGAGCAGCGAAGUUGGAUAUCGCAACUUUUAUUUCAGUUUCAGACGAAUAUGCAAACAUUGGAAUAAGUAGUCUUCGUUUUGAUGAGAUGGAUGGGAUAUCUAUGGCUAUAGGUAUGGCCUCAGGACAUUGUCUCUUAUUUGAUAUUCGUUCUUCCCAACCACUUGUUGUGAAGAAUCAAGGAUAUGGAUUGCCGGUGGAAGGAAUCAAAUUUCAUUCCCAAACUCGCAAUAUUCUUUCACAUGACAAGAAAAGUAUAAAAAUAUGGCAACGUGGAAAUGGUCACAAUUUUGCUACAAUGGAAUUGAAUACGGAUAUUCAUCACACAUGUCUGAUUGGAGAUAGUGGAUUACUGUUUGCAGCUACAGAAGAUAGACCCAUACAUAGUUAUUAUAUUCCUUCAUUAGGAACUGCACCAAAGUGGUGUUCUUUCUUGGAUAAUCUUACGGAAGAAUUGGAAGAAAAACAACAAAAUGUGGUUUAUGAAAAUUAUCAAUUUGUGACACGCAACGAGAAUAUGAAGAAUAUCGAAAACAAAAAUUGCCAAGAAAAACUUGAUGAAACAUAUAGUUCCAGUAGAAUUGCCAAAAGACCUAAAUAUCCAAAAGUCAACAAGGAGACGUGGAAGCAACAACCUAAUUCUUCUAUUCUACAAGAUUCCCGAUUUCAAGCUAUGUUUGAGAAUCCUGAUUUUGAAAUUCAACAAGAUAAUGAAAGAUAUCGACAGAUACAUUCAUCAAAAUCCCACAAAACGACUAGGAAACCGAAUCCUUUGCAUUCUCCGAAAAAUAACGAUAUUAUUCAUGAUGCCAAUGAGGAUCAUUUGGUUACCAAAAAGGAACAGCAAUAUACGAAAGAAGAACAAAGGUUACCAUUAUUGGCUCGAUUAAGUAAAGGCCUUAUUUCAUAACAUAUCAUUUGGAGAUGAUAGUGUCGAAUAUUUAUAAUGAUGUAUCCAAAAAUGAAUGUUGGAGAGCCAAGGAGAUGUUGACAAGAGAGAAUUUUCAUACCAUUGGAAGAGACGAAAAGCUAUACUCUUUUCUGUAUCGUCUUCUUGGGACUGAGUACUUAAAAAGUAAGUCGUUUUGUUUGAACAACUCUUUGGAAGAAUAAAACGAGGCCACAUAAAAACUAUCGUCCAUGC
This is a messenger RNA of Galdieria sulphuraria, 1794 nucleotides long. RefSeq lists its product as uncharacterized. Gene Ontology annotation, cellular component: 90S preribosome; nucleus; small-subunit processome. The coding region runs from base 7 to 1560 and encodes 517 amino acids. Lineage: Eukaryota; Rhodophyta; Bangiophyceae; Galdieriales; Galdieriaceae. Gene Ontology annotation, molecular function: protein binding. Gene Ontology annotation, biological process: maturation of SSU-rRNA from tricistronic rRNA transcript (SSU-rRNA, 5.8S rRNA, LSU-rRNA). The transcript is spliced from 5 exons. The record is from RefSeq and is a predicted model, not a curated record.